Bursaphelenchus xylophilus (pine wood nematode) is the source of this 536-nucleotide messenger RNA. The record is from the annotation of a GenBank genome assembly. NCBI's taxonomy places the organism in Eukaryota, Metazoa, Nematoda, Chromadorea, Rhabditida, Aphelenchoididae.
AUGUCAGAUAACGAGAUCUCAAUGGAAACUGGCGAAGAUCGUAAGUGAAAUGCCUUCCUUCUUAUAUGAAUUUAGUCGACGAACUUAGACAACAGGCCACCAGAAGACGUGGCCGGGGAUUCAACGACAAACAGCAGAGUUCCGAAACGGGUGGCGCCUAUGAUACUCUGAAGGGAGAUGGUGCCGGUCCACAGCGGUCAAUUGAUGUAAGGAUUAAACACUUUACUAUUGUUGUUAAUUUUUGAUCUCUCAGUUUAUGCUUUUGUUUUCAGGGCUGGACUAUCUUCAUUACCGGAAUCAAUGAAGAGGUGAUCGAAGACGACAUGAUGGAGAGACUACAGGAAUACGGCAAGGUCCUCAACAUGCAUUUGAAUCUGGAUCGGCGUACAGGAUACCUAAAAGGAUAUUGUGUUGCACAAUACGAAACCAAAGAAGAAGCCCAGGCAGCUAUCGAAGGGUUGGAUGGAUCUGAAUUUGUGGAGAAGACUUUGACCGCCGAUUGGGCAUUUUUGAAUUCAUCUAAACGUCGUGCAUAA